Mercurialis annua (annual mercury) is the source of this 1344-nucleotide messenger RNA. Its product is annotated as heterodimeric geranylgeranyl pyrophosphate synthase small subunit, chloroplastic. The record is from RefSeq and is a predicted model, not a curated record. NCBI's taxonomy places the organism in Eukaryota, Viridiplantae, Streptophyta, Magnoliopsida, Malpighiales, Euphorbiaceae. The coding region runs from base 57 to 1091 and encodes 344 amino acids. Gene Ontology annotation, molecular function: prenyltransferase activity. Gene Ontology annotation, biological process: isoprenoid biosynthetic process. The transcript has 2 exons.
UCUAACUACGUUAUGUUAUCACUGAAAACAUACUGUAAACCAAAAACAAAUAGACAAUGGUUUUCUCUUCAGUUAUCUCGUCAUCACUUUCCCUUUAUCUCCCAAGAAAACAUCACCAACAACGACAAACACUUCGACGACCAAUCCAAUGUUGUUCAUCAUCGUCGUCUAUGCCAGUUUCAACCCAACCAAGAUCGACCCAGUUCGAUUUAAAGACAUACUGGGUCAAUUUGAUGGCCGAGAUUAAUCAGAAGCUUGACCAAGCUAUUCCGGUUCAGUUCCCAGAGCAGAUCUAUGAGGCCAUGAGAUACUCUGUUCUCGCUAAAGGGGGUAAGCGGGCUCCUCCGGUUAUGUGCGUCGCUGCUUGUGAGCUCUUUGGCGGUGACCGCCUCGCCGCCUUUCCUACUGCCUGCGCUCUUGAAAUGGUGCAUGCAGCUUCAUUGAUUCAUGAUGAUCUUCCUUGCAUGGAUGACGAUCCAUCACGCCGAGGGCAGCCCUCAAACCAUACAGUGUAUGGUGUUGAUAUGGCAAUCCUUGCUGGGGAUGCACUUUUCCCGCUUGGCUUCCGCCACAUCGUUUCUCACACACCAACCAAUCUAGUUCCAGAAACGCGCAUUCUCCGUGUGAUUGCGGAGAUUGCUCGUGCUGUGGGUUCCACAGGGAUGGCUGCAGGGCAGUUUGUUGACCUUGAGGGGGAGCCCAAUUCUGUAGAAUUUGUUCAAGAGAAGAAGUACGGUGAAAUGGGCGAGUGCUCUGCAGUAUGCGGAGGAUUACUCGCCGGCGCUGAAGACGAUGAAAUACAAAGAUUGAGAAGGUACGGAAGAGCAGUUGGGGUAUUAUAUCAAGUGAUUGAUGAUGUGUUGGAAGCAAAAACAAUGAGGACGGAAGAUGAGGAGAAGAAGAACAGCAAAGCUAAGAGUUAUGUUAGUUUAUAUGGGGUUGAGAAGGCGAUGAAGGUUGCAGAAGAGCUUAGAAUCCAGGCGAAGAAGGAAUUGGACGGGUUUCAGAAGUACGGUGAUCGUGUCAUGCCACUAUCUAGCUUUGUGGAUUAUGCUGCAGAUAGAGGUUUUAGUAUUGGAGAAUUAAGCUGAUGGUAAAUCUCAGACUUACUGCUACUUUUUCAUCACAGCAUCAACCUGAUAGCUUGGCAUCCAGAAGUAUACAGAAGACCGUUGUUAGCGAUCAAUGGCUGUGAUUUAUUGUUUUGUUUUUUCUUUCAAUUCCUUUUAUGCUAUAGUUCUCUUUGACAUGCUGAUGUAAGCAAGUUAGUUAGGUAACAGCCCUAUGUAAAUGACUGUUGUAUACUGUACUCGGCUAAUUUUCAUUCAAACAAGUUUUAAAUUA